CUGUGUGUUUUCUCCCCUCCCCGCCUCUCCCCCGCCAGCCCCCGCGAGCAGCGGCCGCCUCUCCCUUGGCCGCCCCCGCGGGCAGCGGCCGACCUGCGCACCCAGGGGCGCCGAGCCCCCGCCAUCGCGCUGGCGGCCCCGCCCGAGCAGCUCGCGCGCGAGGCCUCCGGCUCGCUCCUGGGCCGCGCCUUCGGCGGCGCCGGCGCCGAGGUGGAGGAGGCCGCCGAGUGGACGGCGGAGGCGGAGGUGGCGCUCUGGUCCUCGCUCGUGGAGCCGACGGCCCCGAGCUCCGACGCGUCUGGCGAGGAACUCGCCGUGGCCCUGCGGCACUACCGCUCCGAGGUGCGGCGCGUGUGCGGCGCGCUGCGGGACCCAGACGUCGCCCGCGGCCUGCUGGAGCGGCUGCGGGACGGCAGCCUCAGUGCCGCGAGCAUCGCCGCGCUGCCCGCGGAGCAGCUGCUGCCGGAGGCGAAGCGCGCGCGGCUGCGCGAGCUCCGCGCCAUGCCUCCCGAGGAGAGCGGCCGGGAGAGGAAGGACCUUCCCUUCGAGGACCCCACCAUGGUCUGCGCGGAGUGCGGCAAGCAGGGCCGCGUCCGCUUCGGCUACCUCGUCAGCGUGCGGGAGGGUUACGGCAAGGCCGAGACGUGGGGCAGCAAGGACAAUGAGGAGCGCGGGGAGCGCUGCAAGGCGCAGUGUGGGGACUGCCUGGCUGAGUGGACGUACGACGUCUGAGCCGCGCGCGGAUCGUGGGGCGGCGGCCAGAAAGUCUGGCACGGGCCCGUUCCCUCUCACCCUCCCGUCACCGGAGCUAUUUCUGCUGGUCGCGUCUCCGCGCCCUGGGAUGAGGGGAA
Prorocentrum cordatum is the source of this 851-nucleotide messenger RNA. The record is from the annotation of a GenBank genome assembly. NCBI's taxonomy places the organism in Eukaryota, Dinophyceae, Prorocentrales, Prorocentraceae.